Messenger RNA from Gastrolobium bilobum, 2124 nucleotides. RefSeq lists its product as uncharacterized. Bases 1 to 2124 code for a protein of 707 amino acids. The record is from RefSeq and is a predicted model, not a curated record. NCBI's taxonomy places the organism in Eukaryota, Viridiplantae, Streptophyta, Magnoliopsida, Fabales, Fabaceae. The transcript has 2 exons.
AUGGCGGAAGAUAACCAAAAUCCACCUGAAGAACUGAUGAGUCACUUCUUAAACCCUAAUUUCUCGCAUCCAACUGCGAGUAUUAGGAGACCUCAAAUCCAUGCCAACAACUUUGAAAUAAAAGCCUCUUUCCUGAAUUUAAUUCAAAGUAAUCUAUUCGAAGGAGACCCGAUCGAAGACCCAAACCGCCACAUCACUAAAUUCUUACAAUUGUGUAGCCUCAUCAAAGCUAAUGGGGUUCCUCCUGAAGAAAUCCGUUUGAUGAUGUUUCCCUUUUCUUUAAAAGGAAGAGCACUUAAUUGGCUGGAAUUGCAACCUGCUAAUAGCAUCUCCACGUGGGAAGAUUUGGUUGAGAAAUUCCAAAAGAAGUUCUUCCCAUUAUCCCGAUUCUCUGAGUUGAAGGAACAAAUUGACAACUUCAAGCAACUCGAAGGCGAAUGUCUGUGCGUAGGAUGGGGAAGAUUUAAAGAACUAAUCAGGAGAUGUCCCCAAUACGUUUUAUCUAAUGGCGAGAAGGUCCGAAUUUUCUACAAAGGAGUUACUCCAACUUAUCGAGUACUUCUUAACGCUGCAGCUGGAGGGAGUAUCGGAGAAAUCACUCCCACAAGGGCUAUUGAACUAAUUGAGAAGAUGGCAUCUGAAGACAACGAUGUCACACCAGUUCAACCUAAGAAAGGAGUGUUGCAGUUAGAUGGGUACGACGCUAUGUUAGCCAAACAAGACAAGAUGGAUCAAAGGUUGGAUUCACUUGUUAAACUCUUUACCCAAAAUCAAAUCUCUGCGGUUAAUUCGCAAUUUCCUGUAGUUUGCGACACUUGUGGUGGACCACACACUCCUGAAAACUGUGACGCUACAGUAACGAUUGAUCCGGCUCAGGUUCAUGGAAUCUGGAAUAACCAGAGGAGAGAAAAUCCUUAUGGAAAUACGUAUAAUCCGAGCUGGAGAAACCAUCCUGGUCUGUCAUACAAAUCUGGGCAUCAACAAAAUAAUGCAAAUUUCCAACAAGAUCAACCUAAUCAGAAAGCCGCUUGGGAAGUUGCAUUUGAAAAGAUGACUCAAUCUCAAACAAAUUUCGCAGAAGAAACGAGAGCAUCUUUUAAGAAUCAAGAAGCUUCCAUAAAGAAUCUGGAAAAUCAAAUCGGUCAGCUUGCUAGACAGAUGGCCGAAAGACCUCCAGGUAAUUUUCCUAGUGACACAAUCGUUAAUCCUAAAGGACAGUGUAAAGCUAUAACUACAAGAAGUGGAAUCGUAAUCACACCUGUAGAAAAGACUACCACUGCAUCAAGCAGUAAAAACGACUCAGAAAAAGAAAAGCCUGCUGAAGAAAAUGUUGAUGGUCAUGUUGAUAGAGAUGUCACAAUUAUUGGAGGACCAUUAAAUGAUACCCCACGUAAAAAAAUCGUAAAGAAGCCUUCUUUGGAAGAACGAAUGAAAGCGCUGGGAGACAACCCGUAUGUUAAAGCCCCAUAUCCUCAAAGGCUGAAACAAUCAGCACAAAAGCAACAGUAUUCUAAAUUUUUAGAAAUGUUUAAAAAGCUGCAAAUAAAUAUUCCAUUCGUUGAAGCCUUAGAAAAUAUGCCAAGUUAUGCAAAGUUUAUGAAAAGCUUGCUUUCAAGAAAGCACAAGCUUAAAGAAGAAAUGGAAACAGUGUCUUUGACAGCGGAAUGCAGUGCUAUUAUUCAAAAGAAAAUACCACCAAAGCUUCAAGAUCCUGACAGAUCUAUAAAGAGGCCUGAAGGAGUGGUUGAAGAUGUGUUGGUAAAAGUAAAUGACUAUAUUUUUCCUGCAGAUUUUGUGGUUUUAGAUAUGGAAGCAGAUACUGAAGUACCUCUUCUCUUAGGAAGACCUUUCUUAGCCACAGCUAGAGUCUUAAUUGAUGUUGAGCAGGGAGAGCUUCUAUUUAGGGUCAAUGGUGAGCAAUUUACAGUCAAUGUUUUUGAAGCCAUGAAAUGCCCAGAAGAAAAAGGUGACUGUUUUCAAAUCGACGUGAUUGACAAAGCUGUAGCAGCAAUCACAGAUGAAAUUAAUGCAGCACCAACAAUUGCAGAAUUAUUUGCUAAGAUUUUACAAACUCCUGAACCGCUAAAUGGAAGCUUUGUUGGAAGAAGUUGUAAAAGCAAUUGA